Molecule: messenger RNA, 543 nt
Organism: Rotaria socialis
Lineage: Eukaryota; Metazoa; Rotifera; Eurotatoria; Philodinida; Philodinidae
Source: the annotation of a GenBank genome assembly
AUGAAUCAUUCGCCCGAGACAGGUGGGUGGAAUUGUGCCGAAUUGUAUACAAAUGUUAACCUUGGCUACGGAACAUACCGAUGGAAAGUUCAAGGAAGAAUUGAUCAUUUCGAUCGGAAUGUUGUGUUAGGUCUCUUUUUGUACAAUGGGCCUGAUGGAUCGAAUGAAAUCGACAUUGAAGUGGCUAAAUGGGGCGAGAACAUAACUCAACCGAAAAAUUUAUGCUACACAGUCUAUCCACGAAAUGCAAGUGGUCCACAUCGUGUGUCUGGCCACAAAAGAUUCUCUCUUCAGGGGCUUUACAGCACUCAUCGGUUCACAUGGGCACCAAACAAAGUUACAUUUGGAAGUCAACAUGGAUUUUACGAUUCACCACAUAUGAAUCAAAUUUUUGCAUAUGAGACACCAUCGACAUUUCACCCAGCAAUACCAGAGACGCCCAUGCCAGUUCAUAUGAAUCUAUGGGCAUUUAAGGGCCAUUCACCAAUCAAUAAGAAAAAUGUCGAAGUGAUAAUUCACGAAUUUGCACAUAUUCCAGCCUGA